AUGCGCGGCUGCUGCAGGCUGGCGGCUGAGGUGGUGGAGUUGGAAGAGCGGCUGCUGCGCGCUAGGAGCAACGAACUGCGCGCCGAGAAGGAGGCCGCCCAGCAGGCGCAUGCCGCGCGCCGCGCGCAGUCGGCCGCGCAGUCUGCGCAGCUCGAGCGCGGCAGCCUCCAGUCCAUCAUUGAUACCCUCCAGGAGGAGAAGCGCAGCCUGCACGUGAAGCUCAGGAAGGCGGUGCUGGGCGAGCGGCUGCGCGCGGAGCAGCCACCCAAGGACGCCUCAACGCAGACCACCGCCACAUCAGCCGCCUCCCCAUCCAAGACCGCCGCUGCCGCCCCUGCCACCCCCAGGCAGCGCAGCGCACUGCUCGAUGACGCUCCUUCAAUGGUUGCGCCCAGUGUGCGGAUGGCUCAGGAAGCGCUGGAUGCGCACGCAUCUGAAGACGGUCUCUCUGAUGAGCCGCUCUCCGCUGCUCUCUGCCACCUGCUGCCACCGCUUGUCUACCAAGGCGGUGUGGCGGGGAAUGCUGCGGAGCUGAUCGUGCAGGAGCGCGCGGCCUUGUCAAACAUUCACGCCAUGCUAGCGACGCUGGAGUCGCAGCAGCGCUCUCUGCUCUCCAGCCUGCAUGCCAAGGAGGAGGAGAGCAGGGAGCUGGGCACCGAGAACGCGGAGCUGCGCAGCCGCCUGGAAGCUGCGCAGCAGAGGCUGGAGCUGGCGGUCUCGCGUUCCACCUUCGUGGCAGCCGCCCCGCAGCCGCAGGCAGCUGCUUCGGAGCCCGCAGAAGCCGCGGCCGCGUGCGGCGGCCGACGGCAGCUGUUUACGGAGUCGGCGCCCUCGACGCCGGCGCAGCCUCUCCGGCGACCCCUGCGUGCUCCCAAGGCAGAGGAGCCAAGGCGAGGAGCUUUGAAUUGGGUGCUGGAGUUCCUGGUGCCCCAUCCACAGACCUCGCAGAGGAUCGGCCAGUUUGGCUGA
This is a messenger RNA of Coccomyxa subellipsoidea C-169, 969 nucleotides long. RefSeq lists its product as hypothetical. Lineage: Eukaryota; Viridiplantae; Chlorophyta; Trebouxiophyceae; Coccomyxaceae. Gene Ontology annotation, biological process: regulation of growth. The transcript has 7 exons. The record is from RefSeq and is a predicted model, not a curated record. The coding region runs from base 1 to 969 and encodes 322 amino acids.